AUGAGCAGUGCCUCGAAGCCGAGGGGAGCUGCUCUGUCCUUCUCGUUUUCGUCGCCGGCGCCGUCUGCUGCUCCCACCGCAGUCGCAGUCCCAGCCAGGACGCCAGCAGAGCCGGCCACCGCCAUCGCCGCGGCGGACAAAGACGGCGCCGAGGCGGAGCGGCGGCCGCGUGGCUGGACACCCAUCGAAGAUGGGCGCUUCCGCAUCGCCCUCACCCAUCCCCGAGCCAGCAGUGACGCUGACACCGGAGCGGCGCUAUCGUCUUUCACCAACGCCGCGCCGGAGGAUCUCAGCGGCGCCGACGCGGCCGCCGCGGCGGCGUCGUCGCUCUGCGAAAAGGUCUGCGGCACCCUCUCGGACAACGCACGGUGCAAUGAAUGCCGCCCCAGCGAGCCGCACAUCGAGGUCCGUGCUGAGGCAUCGCUGGUGAACGCGAUCAACAGUGCGUACACCUCCACAGGUUAUCCUUUCGUCGUCACCGCCGGCAGCGCACGCGGCGCCGUCUACGGCUCCUUCAUCGACCUCAGCAACCCGACCCUCAGCUCCCUCGAGCUGCCGCCGCCGCAGUCUAUCAUUGUCGCCCCGAGCUACGUUGGCGACGCUGAUCGUCUGCCGGCGCACGGCCUGACGGAGAUGGACACAUUGCUGGCGAUCCGCUGGAGCCGCGGCGAUCGCAUAGUGAAGACUGCCGAGACGGCCCCCACUGUCGCCGCCGCCGCGCAGGCGAAGCAGACCUCACCCACGACAGCUGCCGGAGCCGCCGGCAUUCCGUACACGUCAGCCGUCACACGCACCAUCGCGCACCACCUGUCUCAGUUUCCGGAGGGCAUCCACGCCAUCCACUCGUCUCCGGCGCUGCGGCAGCUCCUGGUAGAAGGCACGCUGCCGACAACGCUGGCAAGCACGCCUUCGGCGCCGGUGAACGCGGCCGCACACGCGCCGGCCUCGGCGAGCGGCGGCGUUGGUAGCGGCAGCGCUGCGGCAGCAGCGCCAUCCACCACCACCACCACCUCCACGGUACCGCGGCUGUCGGAUGCAGAGGCGAAUGUGCCACCGCUGCCGACGCCGCCGCAGAGCAACGCCCCUGUCCAGCACACGCUCGUCAGCGCGAGCACUUUCAACCACAUCUCCGUCUACUUCGUCGCCCACCAGGACGGGAAGCUGCUCUACACGGCGCCGAUACAGAGCCUCUCCGCCAGUAUUGCGACGCGCAAGGUGACGGCACACCAGCCCAUUCUGGUAGGGCGGGAGGAAGUGGAUGCGCUCGUGGAGGACCCCUUCACACCGUUCCCGACGAUGCCUCCGCGGCGUACCCGCAUCGCCUUCGCACCUAUUCCGGUUGCCGGCGAAGAGGCCGCCGUCUUCUUCGCCUCGAAGACGACGUCGCGCUUCGUCGGCGCGGAUGCCCGCCGGAAGACCGUUGCUGCCGCCCCCGUCCGCUUCAGCGUCGAGCCUCACCUUCUCAUCGGCAACCAGAACGGAGACAUCUUCCUCUUCAGCCUCCUGCAAGAGCGGGUUGUGCAGCACCUGAACUACCACGUUGGCCGCCCGAGCGCGAGCGCCUCCCUCGCCGGCGGCAGCAAGGGAGCGGGCAACAAGCUGGUCUACUCCCCCGUCUCGUGCAUCGCAGAGGUGCGGAACGGUGUCGAGACGACGAUCACGCGCAUGAUCGAGUCCGCCGCCAUGGCAAAGCGCAACUGCCGACAGUCCUUCGACAGCGACGGCAUCCCGACCGGCUUCAACGCCGUCGCCCAUGCCGCGGCGCCGUCGCACUACUACUACGACGUUCCCCCGUCCCUCUACGCGGUCGGCUUCGACGAUGGCCAGAUGCUGAUCGUGGGCGUCACGUGCGAGGGUGGAUGGAUGCUGCGGCACCUCAGCAACCACCACUUCGGAAUGCGGCCGAUCCACUCCAUCGCAGUGCGGGUGCCGUCCUUCUACACACGGCUGUGGACCAGCUACCUGCCCCCCAUCACCUUCGCGGACCGCGGCAGCAAGUCCGCGGUAGCAGCACUGCCGCCCAUCACGACCCUCAUCACGGCCGAGUCGGCCCUCAUUGUGCACGAGGAGGAGCAGCUCGUGGCCGCCAUAUCAUGUAAUGGCGGUUCCAUUGCGGUGGUGCGGCUGCCCGGGAUGGAGAUCAUCUCCUCCGUUGCCCCGACCGCCUACAACGCCGUCGGCGAGAUCCUGGCGCUGCAGUGGGCCGCCACGUCGCCGCGCUACCUGCUGACGCGGGACAUCCUCGUCGCCUCCGGCGAGGACGACACGAUGACGGCCUUUCAGCUGCUCACGCAGCUCCUCGUGAACACCAGCGAUCGGAACCACCACGAUGGCAACGGCAACGUGUCGCACAUGUCGUCCACCGAGUAUGUGCCGGCAAGCGCCCGGCUGCGCAUCCUCGAGAAGACGCGGUUCCACCGCAGCUGGGUCAGCCGGUUAAAUUUGAUGCCGGUGGUCGUGCCCGCCGCGACGGCCAACGCAAAGGCCGCUGGCAAGUCGAGCAGCGGCGGCAUGCCGCAGUACCUCGGCGUGUGCCUCGUUGCCUCCUCCUAUGACCACCGCACCUCUUUCUGGCCGUACAUGUUCAGUGGGCAGCAGCAGGGGGUCGGUGAGGCGGGAGGCCCGGGCAGCGCCAACGCUGCGGCAUCAGCGUGGAGCGUUAGUGAGGGUGCCGGCAGUAUGGAGCAUGCGGACUCGCUGAUGUCGGGCCUCACCAGCAACAACAUCCCCCUCCGCACGAUUUCAGUGCCGGAUCGGUAUGUGCUCGUCGACGGCCCAACGACAGCGUACCCGCUGCACCCGGAGCUCGUCGUCGACGCUGCGGCCGCUGGCGCCGGCACAAGCUUCUUCCUGACGACAGUAUGCUGCCGUGGCAAGGUCAAGUUCUGGUCCGUGCAGGUGAAGGUCUAG
This is a messenger RNA of Leishmania major strain Friedlin, 2910 nucleotides long. RefSeq lists its product as hypothetical. The record is from RefSeq and is a predicted model, not a curated record. Bases 1 to 2910 code for a protein of 969 amino acids. The transcript has a single exon. NCBI's taxonomy places the organism in Eukaryota, Euglenozoa, Kinetoplastea, Trypanosomatida, Trypanosomatidae.